AUGACAAAGAAUCCCGUCAACCAUGGUCGUGCAAAACACAUCGACAUCAAGUACCAUCACAUCCGUGAUGAAGUCAAGCGUGGUGAAGUGGAGCUUGAGCAUUGUGAGACUUCCAUCAUGCUCGCGGACAUCUUGACGAAGGCACUUCCGGGACCUCGUCACAAGGACUUAACGGCUGCACUCGGUAUUCAUGCGAGUUCGCAUUGA
This is a messenger RNA of Peronospora belbahrii, 207 nucleotides long. Lineage: Eukaryota; Oomycota; Peronosporomycetes; Peronosporales; Peronosporaceae. The record is from the annotation of a GenBank genome assembly.